GAACAUGCUUUUUGUGGAUUUGCCGACCUUGUGUGCGCCAUCUAUAAAAGUUCAUAGGUAAACAAAUCAGACAAAUUCUCUAUCUAUACGUUCACUUAUUUGUGAAGUAAGGGUGAGAUUCUGGGGAAAAUGUAUGUGAAAAAUCAUGGAAAAACCUCCAGCCCAGUGCAGUAACUGCGUUGCCAUCGCGGCCAAGUACUGGUAAACUGCCAUGGAUCCACGAAAAGCGGAGCAGUUGUCUGCGAGGCGAGUGUCAGUGAACUAAUUCCGUGUAGCCAGCGGGGCAAUUAGGCUAGGUCUGUGAAUCCUAUAAAAAUUCAAUAUGGCAUCCAAUAUGAGUGAUCAUAGCAAUCAAAGAAUGGAUAAAUCACGCACUACUAACAAUGUGAUAAACCUCACCACCAGUGAAACGUUGAGGCUCGAUGGAGACCGGACAAACUUGCACCUGCAGGCCGAGGGUGGUGGUGUCACUCCAGGGUUCCAAAAGAAGAAAAACUCAUCUUUUCAAAUUACCAGUAUCACUUCCCGGUUAAGUAAUGAUGGUGGUGAAGAUAGUGCUGAUGAUACGGAAGACAUUUCUGACAUCAUGGAUAGCUCUAAGGGUCCUGACUUCGACCAGGAGACGCCCAGCUUCUCAGAAGAUUACUCAAAGUCGGAGGAAGUGUUCUUCGGGCCAGCACCAGUGAUUCCUACGAGCUCCCAGUACGGCAUUACUGCGUUGGUACAGCAGACGGGUUCUGGCGGUGUAAUGACGGCCAGGUUACCUCAGGGAGUCACUGUCAACGUCACGGAAGGUGGCAUUGCUUUAGCAAAGGCUGAUGGUGAAUCGGAUGAUGUCGACCAUUGGCAAAAUAGGUUUAAAAUUGUUAAAAUAGAUUCUAAUGAACCUUUUAAACGUGGAAGAUGGAUCUGUUUGGAUUUCAUGGACUCUCCUGCAGUAAGUGCAGCUAAUAGUCAAAAGAAAGAUGAUUCUAAUGUGGUUGUUAAUAGUGUUGGCCAGAAGGAGCCAGAUGUUGGGGAUAAUCAGCCACAAACGGUUGUACAGUUAACUGUACCACUGCAGCAACAAACCCACGCAGGACAAGCUCAGUCUCACUCUGUGCCUGCUCAGUAUCAGGUACCUCAUUCUUCCCAGGCAUCCACGCCUAUGGUACCAUCACAACCAGCUCAGAGCAGCGGGGUUCCCAUGCAGUCUACACAACAUAUCUCUGGUUCAGCCGCCCCUCAGGGCCAAAGUACUUUGCAAUAUACACCGCAAGGUGCCCAAAUGCAAGGACAGUUGCAGCCGCCCAUGUCCCAGGGUUACCAGACUACAAGCCAGACUCCUCAGGGGUCAGUUCAUCCCUCUCCUUCUGCUCAGACGCCCCCACAAGCCCAGACCACAUUGCAACAGCCCCAGAUGCAACAGUCAAGCCUCCCACCACAAACCUUACAGCAGUCAGCAGCAUCCCAGCCAAAUGUACAGCCUACCAUGCAAGCUCCCAAGACAUCGCUUCAGCCUGGAGCUGUAUCUCAGGCAACUAUGCAGCAGGGCAUGGUGCCUGGGAGCUCUCACGCUCAGCAACCACAGCACCAGCCUGGGCAACCACAGUCCAGUAUGCCACAACCCUCCAUGAACACUCAGAGUAUUCCACAGCAAGGGAUUCCAGGCCAGAAUGUCACCAUUCCACAAAGUGUUCCUCAGACAACUGUGAUGGGUCAGCCAGGUAUCCCAACACAAUCCCUUCAGCCAACUGUAAUCAGUAGCCUCCCAACACAGGGUGUCAGUAUGGGCCAGCCUGUUGUGACUCACCCUGGGGUUCCACCACAGCCUGUGAUGAGCCAGCCUCAACAGGGGGUGGCACAACAAACCCAUCCACCACAGAGUGUGCCUCCACAAACAUUAGGUCAGUCUCCAGUGGUCCAAAGUGGGCCAUCACCACAGCAAAUAAACCAGGGUCUGACUUCAAAAACGAUCCCCGGAGCGCAACAGAUGCAGGUGCCUAGUUCACAGCAGAUGCCUACAACGCAAAUGAGCAGUAAUAUAGGUCAAGCAGGAAUUAUUAAUCAAGCAACAAUGGGAACACCUCAGCAAAUAACAGCAGGCGCUCCUCAGCCAAGUGUCCAAACCUCACAGGCCCCACCAGUUAGCCAUGGCUCUCACCCAGGCACAGGUGCUGCACCCACACCUGCCACUACCCCAGCUCAACCCCAGUCUCAUCUUAGUAUGGGUGCUUCUGGUGUGCAACCAACAUCUGUGGACCAGCCAUCUCAGCAACAGCAGCCUCAGCCACCUACAAAUUUAGAUGGUAUACCUGCAGUCCAACCCACUGAUGAUGCCUCCAAUGCUACGCCUCCAGCCCCAGGACAACCAGACGACUCAGAAAGGUAAGAAAGAA
Penaeus monodon (black tiger shrimp) is the source of this 2378-nucleotide messenger RNA. Its product is annotated as protein bunched, class 2/F/G isoform-like. Lineage: Eukaryota; Metazoa; Arthropoda; Malacostraca; Decapoda; Penaeidae. The record is from RefSeq and is a predicted model, not a curated record. The coding region runs from base 323 to 2371 and encodes 682 amino acids. The transcript has a single exon.